AUGGACGAAGCAACUAUAGAUUCGAUCUUCGCGGGAUCUUUGAAGUCCCUGCCUGCUGUCAGCUCUAAAAUCGUCAGAAUAUUCACAAGUUCCACCUUUACCGACACCGCGAUGGAGCGUAAUACCUUGAUGGCACAAUGCUACCCCAAACUGAAGGACUAUUGCAGGGAAAAACACGGAUUGGAGUUUCAGGUAGUUGACAUGAGAUGGGGCGUGAGGGACGAAGCAACUGACGAUCAUAUGACCACGGAGCUCUGUAUGAGGGAAAUAGAAAAUUGUCAGAGACUCUCUAUGGGUCCGAAUUUUGUGGUUUUUCUUGGACAAAAAUACGGUUAUCGUCCUAUCCCAACGUACGUCCUCAGUUCUGAAUUGGAAAUGUUACGAACGGAAUUGGACGGUCAGGGAAUGGACGUUAGUCUUCUGGAUAGAUGGUACAAAAAGGACAGUAACGCUGUACCACCGAUGAGUAUUCUCCAACCAAUAUCAUCCAUUUUGAAAAAUUUCAACAACAAAAGAAUACCGAAGCUCCAGCAGGAGGAUCAGGCAAUUUGGUGGGAUACAAUGAUAAAGAUGCAGAAACUGUUCAGAAAAGGGGCGCAGUCUUUGUUCAAUACGGGGAAAUUCGACAAAGAUACGAUGCAUAAUUAUUUCAUGUCUGUAACCGAGAGGGAAGUCAUUAAUGGUGUACUGAAUGUAAAGAACACGAAGAAUCAUUGUCUGGCCUAUGUAAGGUACAUAAACAAUAUCAAUCUACAGAAUUUAAGGAAAGCCAAUUUGUUCUUGGACAUAGCGAACAGAAGCUUGGACAACGAAGCUUCGAAAUUGUUGGCGAACCUGAGGGACGAAAGACUUCCGGAGAAGAUCGAGACCACGAAUCUGCAAAGAUACACUGUGGAAUGGAUUGGUCGAGAAGGUUUAGACCCAGAGACCCACAGUGAGUACCUUCAGCACUUCAUAACGCAUUUUUAUCGGAACAUAGUGAAACUGGUGGAUCGGGCAAUGAGGAAAGAGGACAGCUCCGCGCAGGGACAGAUCAUAACAGAAAUGCUACAGCAUCUGCACGCCUGUAACAAUUCUGUCAGAGUGUUUUAUGGUCGAGAAGACACCCUGGUGAGGAUCAAGGAAUACAUGUUAGAUGAUAGCGACAAGCCUCUGGUUCUGUAUGGCGAAGGAGGGUGUGGAAAGACAUCUUUAUUAGCAAAGAGCGCUGGACUGACGAGUGGAACAUGGCUAACUGGGAAAAAGCCUAUCAACAUUAUCCGAUUUCUUGGCACCACCCCUGACAGUAGUGCCCUGACACCCACACUGAUUUCCAUUUGUCAACAGAUCUCCUACAACUUCAUGUUGCCCUUCGAAGAAAUACCGGACGAUCUUGUGCCAUUAACAGCCUAUUUUAAAUACUUACUGACACUCGCCACCAAUGAACAACCGAUUCUGUUAUUUCUGGACAGCGUCGAUCAAUUAACCGGGGUGCAAGGGAACAAAUUAUCCUGGUUACCCACUAGACUACCAGUAAACUGCAAGAUGAUGCUGUCCUGCGCUGCCGAGGAAUCGAAUCCCGUGAUCUCUCGGGAUUAUCAGUUGCUACGUAGAAUGAUAGACACGGAGGAGAACUUCAUCGAAGUGGUCGCUCUAGGAGAGGAUCUGGCUAUGGAAGUUAUAAGGAUGUGGAUGAAGACAGCACACAGGGACUUGAACAAUUAUCAAUGGCGCCUGGUGGCGAACGCCAUAUCCAAAUGCUCUCUACCAAUUUUCGUGAAGUUGGUCUUCGCAGAAAUCUGCAGAUGGAGGAGUUACACGAAACCAGCCGAUACCCAUUUAACCAGCACCGUGAUGGACAGUAUUAUGAUGCUGUUUGAAAGAAUCGAAAAACAACAUGGUAAAAUUCUGGUGUUUCAUGCAUUGGCUUAUAUCACUGCUGCCAAAUCAGGUCUAUCGGAAUCGGAAUUGGAGGAUCUGAUUUCGUUGGACGACAAAGUACUGGACGACGUCUACCAGUACCAUUUACCACCCGUUAGACGAAUUCCCCCCUUACUCUGGACCAGGAUAAGAAACGAUCUGCCGAAUUAUCUAAGCGAACGUGAAGCUGACGGCGUCAGUGUGCUCAACUGGUAUCACAGACAGUUCAGAGACACAGCCAAGGAGAGAUACUUCAAAAACAUGAACAUGGCGAUGUAUUUUCACUCGAUGAUAGCCGAUUACUACCUUGGAAUCUGGGGAGGAGGACGCCCUAAACCAUUCAAGUACACCGAGAUUCAAAGACAUCGAUUCAAUUUAGCCGACAAGGAAGGCGUUGCGGACAGAAAAGUACCCGAACAACCCCUAGCGUUCUAUUCGAAGGAAGGAACGAUCACUAGAUACAAUCUAAGAAAGUUCGGCGAACUGCCGUUCCAUUUGGUCAGAUCGCGUCGAUUCAACGAUCUCUUUGAGAACGUCCUGUUCAAUUAUGAAUGGCUGCACGCGAAGCUCAGCUCGUGCCCGCUGCAAGCAGUGCUGUCGGACUUUGAGGAUGCCUGUACCUUCAUCGACAAUCAGAGUAUCGUCAGAGAGCUGAUGUUGGUCGCUGACGCGCUCAGAUUAGGGGGUGCGAUUCUGAGCUCUCAUCCAGAUAUGCUUGCACCUCAACUGAUCGGACGACUACUACCGGAAAUAGGGGGCAAUGUCAACGUGAAAAUGUUGCUUCGAGCCUGUGACAACGAUGGCGCGAAGAAUUGUGCUUUGCUCCCUGUUUAUCAUUGUCUGCACACUCCUGGAGGACCUCUAAAAUACUCGUUGGAGGGUCAUCAGUUCGCGGUGUUCGGCUUCUGUCUAACGUCCGACUACCGAUACGUGGUUUCCAUAUCAAACAGAUUCAUCACCUGGGACCUGAGCACCAGCGACAUGACCAGGGAUGUUAAUCCAGGCGUGGAGGGAAUUAUGCAGAAUUUGGUUUUGAGUCCUGAUAAUCGAUACGCGGCUGCAUUUACGACCAACAAUCAGGGCGUCGUAUUGAACACUUUGACCAGCGAGUUUGUUACCAUUGACAAUCCUCUGCCAAACGAGGAUCCAGUGUGCGGAGUACAUUUGAUGAAUCAGUUCUUCUUCGUCUACGGGAAGCUGGGAUGGUGCACAUUCGAUCUACGGGGAACCCUACUGGAGACUCACACAAAUCCCGAGGAUUCUAAUAAAUGGCCAAUUCUGAAUGUGGAACAUUCGACUUUGGGCGACUACAGAAUAGUGUUCUGGUCGGGAAACAUGGACGACACUAGCAUGCUUCUGCACACUUAUAGGAAGAAAGGAUCUUUGGAUCCUCUGAAUUUUCAUAGUGUUCUGUCGAUGACUAAUGAUAAAACGGUCCUAUUCACUUGUACGAAUAACAUUGAUAACCGAGUCACAAAAUAUACCUGCGACGAGACCUCCUCGCAAUGGGAAAAAGCUUUUGAUAUGCCUAGAGCUUACAACGAUGACGUUGAAUACUUGUUGCAGUUGAAAUUGGACAGAGAGGAGGAAAUGCUUUUAGCUAGCAGCGCGAAUGGUUUUAUCGUUUGGUUUCUGGAGAAUAAAAGUGACGCAUACGUGUUAACGUUGCCGAACGGAGUACGAAAUAUUAGCACGAGAAUGAUGUACUCGAAUUCGAUAAUGGUCAGUGGUACCAAGAAUUACGCUGUUGCUGGUGUGAGGAAAAACUUAUAUGUUUGGAGCUUAGAGACAACCGAGUUGGUGAAGAUAUUGGACGCGCACUUUGCAAGAAUAAUUCAAUUGGAAGCACUAACAGUUGGAAACUGGAACAGUGUGGUCACGUCGAGUAUUGAUAGAAGUGUUAAAGUAUGGAAUAUAAAUAACAUCUUUGAACAAGUCCAUGUCAUAGAUAGGCAUGAACUACAGGUAGACAUGAUAAGCCUAGCAGAAGAGUGUAACUUGGCAGCAAUAGUCACCAGAGACUGUGUUGGAAUCUGGGACUUGCAAACUGGAAAGUUGAUUUCAAAAUUAGCAGACAGUCCUUUGGGGGCAAUUGUUACACAUGCUUGUAUGACACACGAUGGCAAAUACAUUAUUUCAACGGAAUCGGGCAAUGUAUUAGUAUGGAACAGAAUCACAGAACAAGUGUUGUUCAAAGAAGAGCAACAGCAUGUGAAACAGUUGACGUUAAUUGAAAACUCAGCUAAAUUUAUAGCGGUUUCGAGACCUAAAAAUCCUGCUGGGGUAGAAAAUAUGAAGACCACUGCAACCCUUGUUAUGAGAACGAUACCUGAUGGAAAAACAUUAUUUUCAUUGGAAUAUUUAGUCAGAAGCCAGACAGGUGCAUCGUUCAGAAAUGUUGUAAUAACAUCUGACAAUGCUUGCCUGAUCGUUCCAGCAGCUGAUAAAGGCAGCCGAGAUUGCAUUAUGAUUUACAAUGAAAAAACGGGUGCACUGAUAAGCAAAAUUCCUAUAAAAUUGCCAGGAUUUAAAGAUAUUAUAUCCAUAAUACCCAUGCCCAAUAAACCUCAAUGGGUAGGGAUAAUUGGAGCAGACAAAGGUACUAUUUUGGAUAUAAAUAAGAAGAAAUUUAUUCGUACUAUUCCAAAGUGGAGCGGAAAUAUUAGCAAGGAUGGAAAAUAUACAUUAUAUGCACCCAGCAGAGGAGGCUUAGAACUUCUUGAGUUAAGAAGAGGUACUACUGUUAAGACUUAUAUUCCAAAAGUAGCAGAAGGAGUUUUCACUGUUAUAUCCAUGUUCAACCGAACAGACGAAUAUGUCCUUUAUUACCAUAGUGGAAGAAAAACCAUACGUGUAUUUAGAUCAUCGGAUUGUGAGAUGAUAGCAAAUUACAGAGUACAAGCAGAAUUAAGUGCAAUUGACAGCACUUAUGAUGGUAAGAGUAUAGUUCUAGGUACGGUUGAUGGUUGUGUAUCAGUGCUAGCUAUUCUGGAUCCCAAGAAAGAAGAAAUGAAAGAAUAUGUUUCAAACUUACCAUCUCGUGAUGAAGACUGGAAAAAGAAAACUGAGAAACAACGAGCAGCUAUUAAAUUCAAAGCAGCUGCUCGAAUUGCACGAGUAACUCACGACUUAAGUACGAUCGUGCGAAGCACUAACAUUGCAGAAACUAUUGAGGAAUUAGACGAGAAUGCUGAAUAA
Dufourea novaeangliae is the source of this 5097-nucleotide messenger RNA. Its product is annotated as NACHT and WD repeat domain-containing protein 2. The coding region runs from base 1 to 5097 and encodes 1698 amino acids. The transcript has 26 exons. Lineage: Eukaryota; Metazoa; Arthropoda; Insecta; Hymenoptera; Halictidae. Gene Ontology annotation, molecular function: protein binding. The record is from RefSeq and is a predicted model, not a curated record.